GUGUGUGUGUGUGUGUGUGUGUGUGUGUGUGUGUGUGUGUGUGUGUGGCAGGAGUAUAAUUUCAGUCUACUUGCAAAAAGCUUUCAUUUUCAUUGCUUCUGACUUCAUUUGAUGUGUGAACGAGUUAUUCAGUGAACUGUUUGUGCUGUAGUGUGGGUUUCCUUUUGGUGUUUAUUGAACAGUGCUGCUCUGUCGUGGGUCUCAUGUAGCUCACCAGGUUGUAAUCAGCUGCUCACAGAGCAUCAAAUAUGCAUGAGACCUCAUCCAAGGAUCGUAGUGCCGGAGAUACUUUAAACCAGUAACAAGUAAACAGUCCAGUGUACACACACACACACACACACACACACACACACACACACACACACAAUGGUUCACUAUUAGUUUCAUGUGCAAACAAUGAGACAGAUUUAAAAUGCAAACCGAAGGGCUGAAAACUAAAGAAAGAACACUGUUUUCUCUUGUUGCUGCUUUUAGCAUAAAUAACAACUAUAUAGAAAUUGUAAUAUGACUAAAAUAUUUUCAUAUAUUAUCAACCAUAUAGCUAAUUUAAUGCUUAAACCUCUUUUUCAGUAUUUUGGGAAAAAUGUGUUUCCUUUUCGGGGGAAAUUACAAAUAAAUUGUAAUUAAAGGACAGUUGGAACAAAACAAAAAACACCAGCAGACAGCAACUAUAGACUGACUUUGUACAAAUAAUUAAUAGUAAACUUUACAAAUUGUGGGAAAUGUAUUUUUAAACUGAAUUAGUUAUUUUUGUUCAACAUGAAACUAAACUUCUUCUGAAAUGGAGCAAUUCAAACUAAGCUGGUGUGUUGGUCUGCAUGUGCGGACUCAUAAAGAGAAUGAAGAUGACUCAUUUAGGGUUUGUUGCAGGAACAUGCUGAACUUCACUUUUCCUCAACUUGUUAUAGGUUUAUAAUUUCAUAUUUGGACUAAUUGUUUGUUAAAUAUUAAAGAAAUAAAUAUUUGAGAAGUUUCUAUUCAAUCUAUUGAUCAACACGGGCUUAAUGAGGGGUAAAAUAGUAGCAAUAGCUUAUUUAGGAUUGAGAAAAAUACCAAAACCACUUUAUUUCUUUAAACGUUUACAAGCUUUCUCCUCCAUCACCACCUCUCAUUGCCUCGCUGCCUGCCCAGCACCAACUCUAACAAUAUCUUGUAGCUGCAGGGCUGCAGAAUCAGGGUAUCGGGUCAAGAUGCAUGCUGAUCUCACGUGUCACCCAAGGCUGCGUCAAACCAGCUCUGCCAGAAACAAAAACACCCACAAACCACGCAGUGGAGUUAGAGCUCCCUUUGACAAGUCAUGACACACCAAAAUGUUCCCCUGUCAAAGUGUGGGAGUGUUUUCAGUUUCACAAUGUUUGGAAAGAGUCAGCAGUCUGCUGCUUUGCGGAUUGCUUUGGGUUGAGGCUUAAGACAGCUGACCUUAAACACAUUUCUUGAGGUGUUGGAUAUUCUGCAUAAAUCAGACUUCUUGACAGCUUCAGAGCACAUGGAGGACCGUAUCAGCUCCCACAGCGACGUCAGGGGACUCUGCAAGCACACAGCCUGCCAGACGAAGAGGUCAACCCUCCCUGUCACUACCCUGUGGUGUCACUGUUAUCAGCAACUAAUCUACUCUUCUCCUUUCUGCAAACUGAGUGAGUGAAGGAGUGACGCAGAGGUAGAGAAACUAAGCUAAUUUUAAAAUCCUUACUUUUUGCUCUCUAGUUUUUUUUUCCUUUAUCGUUUUGGACAAUUUGCAUCGGUGUGACUCGGGAACUUCUUUGCGGUGCAGUCAUUGUCACAUCUGGGAUUAUUUGGAGAGUUUGUAACCAUGAGCUAAUGAGAGAGGAGAGACAAAUGUGCAAAGUCCUCCAGUGCAGCGGAGUCUUCGCUUAGAGCAGCACCUCCUCUGCCUCUUCCCUCUCUCUUUGCUGCCUUGUCGAGGCUUGCCCGGAACUCCAGUGGAUGAACUCUGCAGCAUUCUUCUGCGGAUUUUCCUGCAUCCCUAAGCCAUGAAGAGUAAUCAGAUCUGUAUUUUGUCUGAUUUUAUCAGUUUUGUUUCCACUUCAAACCUGGAUUCUUCCUUUUGUUUUGGUUCAUCUCAGAGCAGAACCUCAUGGAAUGAAUCCAGAAGAGAGAAAUAGCUGAACAGGUCUGGCGUGCCAUGUGUUUUCUUUACAACUGAGUUACGCUUGAGUCAGGAGCUCAAAAGGAAAAUGAACAAGGACUCACGACUGGCAAAGAAAGGGACCAGUUCUGGAUACAGUCGGAGACACUCGUGCUUGGGUUUUGAUGUGGAGAAUGGCCUGUCAGUGGGUCGCAGUCCACUGGACUCUCAAACUAGCCCAGGCUCGGGUCUGGUUCUGCAGGGGAACUACCCUCACAGUCAGCGCCGCGAGUCUUUCCUCUACCGCUCCGACUCAGACUUCGACCUGUCACCCAAAGCCAUGUCUCGUAACUCGUCCACCGCCAGCGACCUGGAGGAAGGAUUGAAGCAUUGGGAAGUCAGUUGGCUGCCUCGGCAUGGAGAAGACAUGAUAGUGACUCCCUUUGCACAGGUUCUGGCCAGUCUUCGAACUGUGAGAAGUAACGUUGCUGCCUUGACACACCUUCAGGACCGUGUUGGAAACAAACGUCCGACAGGCACCAGUCAGCCUCCUAUGUGCAAACCAUGUCUUUCAGGUACGACGGUGUCCCCAGCUUUUGUCACUCAUGAACAAGAGGAGCCCUAUCAGAAGCUGGCGGUGGAAACACUGGAAGAAUUGGACUGGUGUCUGGACCAGCUGGAGACGCUGCAGACGAGACACUCAGUCAGCGAGAUGGCAUCAAAUAAGUUUAAGAGGAUGCUGAACCGCGAGCUGACACAGCUGUCGGAGACGAGCCGCUCAGGGAAUCAGGUGUCAAAUUAUAUCGCCAACACCUUCCUCGAAAAGCAACAUGACGUGGAGAUCCUGUCUCCGCCUUCAAAGGAGAAAGAGAAGAAGAAGAGGCCGAUGUCACAGAUCAGUGGUGUGAAAAAGGCCACACAGAGUCCAAGCUUAGCGUCUGCCUGCAUCCCUCGCUUUGGAGUUAACACACCUCACGAGAGCCAGCUGGCAAAGGAAAUCGAGGACCUUAGUCGUUGGGGUAUGGAUAUUUUCAAAUUAGCAGAAUAUUCAGGAAAUCGUCCUCUGACGGUGAUCAUGUACUCCAUCUUCCAGGAGCGCGACCUUCUGAAAACCUUUAAGGUGCCUAUCGACACCUUCAUUACGUUCAUGAUGACCUUGGAGGACCACUACCACAUGGACGUAGCGUAUCACAACAACAUCCAUGCAGCUGACGUGGUGCAGUCUACCCACGUCCUCCUGUCCACUCCUGCUUUAGAGGCCGUGUUCACAGACCUGGAGAUCAUGGCCGCUCUGUUCGCCAGCGCCAUCCACGAUGUCGACCAUCCAGGUGUCACCAACCAGUUCCUCAUUAACACCAGUUCUGAGCUAGCUCUCAUGUACAACGAUGCCUCAGUUCUGGAGAACCAUCAUCUCGCUGUGGGCUUCAAACUACUGCAAGAAGAAAACUGUGACAUCUUCCAGAACCUCAGCAAGAAGCAGAAGGACUCCCUCCGAAAGAUGGUGAUCGACAUGGUGCUGGCCACAGAUAUGUCCAAACACAUGAACUUCUUGGCAGACAUGAAGACGAUGGUGGAGACCAAGAAGGUGACGAGCUUGGGAGUCCUGCUACUCGACAAUUACUCUGACCGCAUCCAGGUUCUACAGAACAUGGUCCACUGUGCUGACUUGAGCAACCCAACCAAACCACUGGAGCUUUACCGGAAGUGGACGGACCGCAUCAUGGUGGAGUUCUUCACACAGGGAGACAGAGAGCGGGACAAGGGCAUGGAAAUCAGUCCCAUGUGUGACAAACACAACGCCUCCAUAGAAAAGAGCCAGGUGGGGUUCAUUGACUACAUCGUGCAUCCUCUGUGGGAGACCUGGGCAGACCUGGUGCACCCUGAUGCUCAGGACAUCCUGGACACGCUGGAGGACAACAGGGAGUGGUACCAGAGCAUGAUCCCCCGCAGCCCGUCGCCCACGAGCCCAGAUGAACACCAUGCUGAGGUGGGACCAGCAGACGGAGCUGUGGGAGCUGGAGGAGCUAUCUCCUCAACAGGAGGGGGAGCGGGAGGAGACAAAUUCCAGUUUGAACUCACCCUGGAGGAAGAGGAGGAGGAUGACGAAGAAGGGGAUUCUGACCUUGAAAGCCCCUUAGAUGAGGGGUCGCAGACAGGUGGAGACAGGCACCAGGACUCCUCCCCCUCUCUUUCCCCAGACCCUCGUAUUAACAGCAGCAGAUACCGUCCCCACUCGCCUCACCCGUCUCGGACCCUGAGUUUGGCUUCCAUGUCGGUCAAAAGUCCCCACCCCCACAGGACGCUGGGCUCCCCGGGGCAAGAUGGUGCUGACAGGGACAGAGAGCUGAGCCAGGAAAGCGACGGCGUGGCCUGCCUGCGACUGGGAACGUAGUGACCAAUACGAGCUGCCCCGUCAGAGACAAGAGAGCGCACGGAGGAGCAGGCGUGGCGUGCAUUUCCCAAUAAUGUCUGUAAAAUCACCACAGUCCCUUUACACUGGAGACACCGGCUCUGGAGAACAGAGGAGAACCUCGCCUCUGUCUUUUUCAUUUUUGUCUUUCAGCAACAAGAAUCGUUUUAGCCUCCGUCUGAGUGCCUGAUAGGCCUUUUUGUUUGGUCCUGAUUUGCUGUAGCUUUAAUUUGGAUCAUUCCAAUCAAAUAUUGCUGCAUUUAAACCAGGAAGAAGCGUGGAGUCGAGGCCUGUACUCAACCAGAAGGUAACAAAAGUACAGGAAAUGUCUUCCUCCUAAACAACUGUGACGUCCGAACGUGAGCAGCGAGUGCGCAUCACAGUGGUGUGACAGGGUCUUGAAAAAUAGUUUUGCACCGUAGUUUUCAUUUAGGUUUUAAGAUAUUUGAGUCGGUCGAUGUAAGAGUGGUUUAUUUUCUUUGGGAGUGACGUGUGGAAUGAAUCAUUAACCAAAUACAGGAUGUGGAGGAGCAGUGUGAUAAAUGGAUGGACCUAAACCUCAGGGUAUGAAUAGAAGCAUCAACCUAAUGUAGCACAGUCGUACUGAAAACCCCUGACCCCACCCUUAAACCGUCUUUCCUGUCAGACCACAUUCAAACGUGCGUCUCCAAGUUUAUUUCAACCCUUUAAUAGAGAAGUUGGCAGUUGAAGCAAUCAGAUCCUGAACCAGCUCGUAGCACCACAGGACAGAACCAGAGUCUCACCUGUGAUGAAGACAAGACACUGCCUGUAUAAUGAGUCAGAGCUUUAGUUUAUUUUUACAUCUUAUUUUAAAUGUUUUUAAAUGUUUCUUAUUUAAUUUCCGUGCUGUUCCUUGUGGAAUGUUUGCUAGUCUCAUGUGUGUUUCUGUGCUUUUUAAAAUCAGGGUGCCUCCAGUCCGCAGUAGCACUUUACCGUCUUCACCGUUCAGCUCUUCUCUUCAGUCACACAAAGGGCUUCACCCUCUGUAGGCCUACAGAUCACAAAAUAACUGUACAGAACAUUUGACUGCCGGUACCAGAGGGCAGGGCAGGAGCUCGGGUGGGUGAGAAGAACCAGCAUACGAGAUUCUUCUCAUCACAGAUGAGAUUUUACAGACCCAAGUUCUCUGAGAAACCGUUUUUUACGUGUUAUUUUUAAAAUACGAUCAUUCACUCUGAGUGUAACGUGCAGGCCGAAUGCAACAAUGGUCUUCUACCCCUAUUACCUGCAGUAGCCACCAAUAGAAAGUAGACGGGCAAACACUCAGUCUGACAGAUCUAUGUCCCACUGAAAAUUAGCAGUCAUGGACUCACCUGUCUUGGCUGACAACAAGGAAGGCUGUUGUUGAUUUAGCAUCCAGGAGAUAGCAGAUCAUGUCUCGACUGGUAGAAGUUAACCGUUAGCAUUAGCAACUCCACAACAUGGCAGAACUCCUUCAGGCGUAUGCUAUUUGUGGAGAGAAAACAUCGUAAAGACAAUGGAUUAUAGGGGUGGGAGUUGGUUACCUGCAGUAUUAACAGAAGGAUGUACAAACGUUGCUGCUGCUGCAUUGCUCUAGUCCGGAGCGGGUGGAAAACACAACAUUCACUUUAAAGGUGCAGAAUGUAAGAAAGUAAUGAGAAUUUUACAAUGAGAAAAUCCCAAACAAGUCUAAUGUUCCAGUCAUUUUGGAAGGAAGGUUAAACUGAAACUUGUUUCAUAUCCAGCUGGCUGCGGGGAUUGUCAGUUUUUCUCCUUCCAAAACAAAGGAAGGAGGGGCGUAACUACUGUUUACCAACAGUGUGGGGGGUGCCGCGUCUCCUACAAGCUAGUACUGCAGCGCCGGCAAAAAGCUCCAGAGUUGUUUAAAGUAGUUGCAGUAACCACAUUUUACCACAGUAUGUCAUUUUUACUUCAUUUCUACAUAAUGCACCUUUAAAGUUAUCGCAUAUUUUGUGCAUAAAUGCUUUUGCAUAUUCGUGGUGUUUCCUCCCUCUGAUGAAAUAUCUACUUUGCGAGUAUUGUAAGUUGCCCUGUUGACAUCCUAUUUUGUAAAGUACAACCAAAAUACCGAGCGCUUGUGCCGCUUAGGCGCCAUGUUUCCAUCUGAGUUAAUGCGUAAGCUACACGACUUGCGUGGUGACGUCAUUAACACAGACUGGAAUUGAUAGAAUCGUUUGCAAAAAUGGCAAACGAUUCUUAGGAAAUGAAACAGUGGGAACCAGUUCUCAACAAGAACCAGUUUUUGAUUCCCACCCCUAAUGGAGCCAGUGGUAGAGUCACGCUGCUCUUAGCCAGUCAGAAGCGAGAUGUCAAAAUGUCAGGACUAGACAAAAUUUUACUUCAUGAAACAGGAGUGCCAGAGCCUUAUUCCCCUUUUUUCAACUGACAAGGCAUUGUUUUAUACUAGAGACUACUGUAAAUGUAUUGAAAAAACAAGUGAACUUAGAAAGUUACUCCAGCCUCUCAUCAUUUUAUAAAUUCAAAGAGCCACUUAAACAUUUUCCUUAUCCUCACUAUAGAGCUCCGGACCCCACGUGACUCUCAGUUAGUAGACGCCAUAUUGGCAGGAAAAAAAGGUAAACACGGAUCGUAAACAUGAACAUGGACGGUAUUGGCUUGGAUUUGACUUCGUCUGAAUUUACUUCACACUUUAAAACCGAAGAAAUCAUUUUAUAUAGUCAGAAAUUAAAUAGACUAAACAUCUCCGACCCUUAUCGUGCCCCUGGGAUACUUUUUAAAAACGCCAGAAGCUGUCGGAGCGGACUUCUUACCGGACCUGGCCGGGGAACCCCUUGGGAUUUCCCCGGAGGAGCUGGCCCAAGUGGCUGGGGAGAGGGAAGUCUGGGCCUCUCGAUGCUACUGCCCCCGUAACCCGACUCCGGAUAAGCGGAUGAAAUUGGAUGGAUGGACAAAUAACAGAUUUACACAUAAGUAGUUUAAAUGGAGUGCUGUGCUGUUUGAAUGUAUAAACUGAACGCCAAGAGAAAUCACUAGUUUGAUUGUUUUCCGUGAAUAAAAUAAAUAUGUCAGGCAGGAGCGUCUCAGGAUCUGUCUGAGAUCUGUCUCGGUGAGACCGAUAAUAGCAAUCCAAAGUGCUUUUUAUGUGUGAUCUGACAAUUGAUCAACCAUUGCUUAAAAUGAAAUACAGCUUAGCCGGUUAAUUGCUGUGAUCAUAAAACACGUAAACGGCAGCACACAGAACUCACGAGGCAACGUUUAACGUGACGUUUACUUGUUGCUAUGAGUAAUAAGACAGAAAAAGCCACGCCAAAAUAAGUUUAGGAAGCCCACUAAGAAUUGUAAUAAAAGCAUUUAAAAUAAAUACCAUACACAGUUGAGGAAACAUUGGUUUAAGUACCUGAUAUGAAGUGGUCGCUGCAUAAGCGAAAACCUUUACUCUCGGGAUCCCACAGCUUCAUUUUAGCCCGGUCACUAGCGCAUUUUACUGCAAUGAUCCAACGUUUGCGGCGCUCCGGAUCUUGGGGAAUCCUGUAGAUGGCUCAUUCCUUAUGUCGUCCGCGUCUGUUCUGCAUCCUGGGGCACAUCAGGAAUCUACCAUAUUUCCUGUUUGAGUUUUCUGACAAUAAAUAGUCCAGCUGCGGGCUUCUGCAUGCCAAUAUGGCGCCGUUUCGAUUUGAACUGUUGCAUCCCGGGAGAAGUGACGUCAACUCCCGGAGCUCUAUAGGUAUCCCCUGAGUGACUUUCCGAGAUAAAUAAGAUUAAUUAAAAAAUGUAAAAGUCAUAAAUGUGAGUUGUGCCCUCUUGCCCUGCCAUCAGGUACAUCUGUAGAGCUCAGUUUUGGAAGCUUGUGACAAAAACCAAGCUGCCUGUCAUUCAAACCAGCCGGAGAGCGACCCAUCAGGUUAUGGGUCUUCUUCGGUGGAAGCUGUUAAACCGGGAUGAAAGCGUGCCACAAGUGUUGAUAACACACACACACCUGCCAGCCUACAAAGCUGUACAUUUCUACUCUAGAGAUUUUAAACAUGAUUGUAUCAACGUCAUUAACUUUAUAGUGUUAGUUUUUACAAAUGACACAUUAAUAAUAAUAAUAAUAGUAUUUAAAGCAGCAUUUGAAUAGUUUUUGUGCAGCGUAGGAAGAGUUUGCUGCCCAGACCUGUGAAUGUGUGUAGUUUCAGGCGUUUCAUGACUUUUGUGUGUUAUUUUUUUUCUGUACCAAGUUCACAUGAAGUCUAGAGCAGUGCUCAUCGCUGAGGUCGACGAACCGGGAGGUGAGCCAGCACUACAUUUGCUUCCUGGUUAGGCAGUUGUAGAAAACACUAGUCUAACAGUAUUUUACUGAUGUAGUUAGUAAGCUUUAUUGAUCAGCCUUACUUGUGAUAGGCGAGGCGUACGCCUCGUGUUAAAGGACCAUCGUGCUGCUUUUAGAUGCUGACCCUCAGACUGUUUUGUUUUAAAUGUAUUUUUAUGUUUCUUCAGUUUUGGAAAAAUUCUAAACUAUUGUUUCCUUAAACAGAGCAUUAAACAUCAACAACAUAAAAGUUUUACUUUAGUGUUUCAUUUAGAAGUCCUGGGUUGAUUAAAUCUAUUUUAUUCCUAGUAGAUUAUAAAUGUUAGCAGUCAAGUAGUCAGAAAUCCAGCUUUGAGUUUCAGCUAUUCCUUUUAGAGGCUUUAACAUGAUGAAAAUGUCCAGUUUUUGAUUCUUAUAACAGCACGCACACACACACACACACACAUGGACGUAAUUUUGGGGGGGUCAGGGGGGGCAUGUCCCCCCCACUUUUUCCAAAGUCAAGUUUUGACCCCUGCACUUUUCACCAUCCAAAACCAAUAUUACGCUAUAUUAAAUUGACACUGGUUGAGCUCUAGGGCCAAGCAGAAAACAACCGUUUGUGUUGAAGCCUGUUUGCCAUUAGAACAUACUGUAAAGAUACCCCACCCCCGUGUCCCCCCCACUUCUAAAGUGAAAAUUACGUCCAUGCACACACACACACACCACCUGUUAAGAAUCUGCAUCAUGUGAUUAUACUUUAGAUAAUCUAACAGAGCAGUAACCACUUGCAGAUGAAGGUCACUAAUUUGCAUCAAACCACUAACGGGCUUUAAACAUCUAGAUUAGGAUUAGUACCUUCAUCAGAGACCCGCCAUUUCUGGCCCUACACAUGUCUGCUGCCCCCUGGUGGAGGAUCUACAGGUGGAAAGGGUCAGGUGCAUUUCUUUAUUGUUGUUAUAUUGUUAUAUAAUUAUAAAUCAGUAACAAUAGCAUUAAAUAGUUUGUUUUUAAACUAAACCAGUUAAAUCACUUCAUUUUGAAAGCUUUAAAGGGUUAAAACAGUCUUAAAAUUAAUACUUUCUUUUAAAGACCAGAAAUAACUUGUUUCAAAUGUUUUAAAAACAAUAAAAAGAGCUUUUUCCCCAGAGACAUUUUAAACAGCAACUUGAUAGGGAUUUUAUUUUAUUUGUUUGCAACAUUAAACCACUCCAAAUGCUUUUGGAUUAAAAAUAAGCAAACUGUGGCAUUUUCAUCAUUUAGUCUUUUCAGACUUGAAACUUCGGCCCAGAGCGUUUUCCUGUCUGAAGCAGUUGAAUGGUCUGAGGGUUUAUGGUAAAUUCAGCACUGUGGCUCACCAGCGCCACCCAGUGUUACAUGUGUGGCGAAGCAGGAGCAUGCCUGCUUUGACUCUGUUUAUACUGCCUUCAUUCACACCUCGUCGUCUGACCCCCCCAGCCUCUGUGUCGUGCAAAAUGUCUAAAAUAUUUAUUCUUAAUAUGUGUCGAGACAAAGUACUGUAACAGCAUAACUGAUUCAUGUUCUGGAGCCGAAAAAACAAGUAUACUUUACAACUCUGUAAAUGUCUGCCACUCCAAUGUUUGUCAAAGAAUUUAUUAUUAUUGGUUAUUUUUUUCUUUUUUGCAUUUGAAGCCAAAAGAGUUUCGGGAGUUCAGGGUGUUUCACGUGAAAAAUGCCAAUAAAUUUUAUGGAAAUUUACAA
Nothobranchius furzeri (turquoise killifish) is the source of this 10449-nucleotide messenger RNA. Its product is annotated as 3',5'-cyclic-AMP phosphodiesterase 4C. Gene Ontology annotation, molecular function: 3',5'-cyclic-AMP phosphodiesterase activity. Gene Ontology annotation, cellular component: perinuclear region of cytoplasm; nucleus; cytosol. The record is from RefSeq and is a predicted model, not a curated record. NCBI's taxonomy places the organism in Eukaryota, Metazoa, Chordata, Actinopteri, Cyprinodontiformes, Nothobranchiidae. Gene Ontology annotation, biological process: signal transduction.